CCAUAGUAUGCGCAAACUAUCCGAGCUCGAUAUCUUUGCCUCGCACAUUAAUUGGUUAUGAAAGGAUUCUUGGAUCCCUGUCGCCAAGAUGGUUAUAUCACGACGUCCACCAGAACACUCCCACACCCAACUCUCUUCCCGCCAGCUUACCAUAGACCUCUUCAGGUUUUUACACAGCGCGAUGAUUCUCAGGCCAGACGCCAGGGCGAUGAUGCUACGUCGCAUAAUACGUGCACCUACGUACAGUCAUCCUCCCAUGCUGCCGCUCUCUAUACGAGCAAUGACCCCGUCAUGGCGAGCUGUAUCAAGCAAUAGCAAGAAACCACCUGUGGCGAAAUCGUGCAAGGAAAUCCCGAUUAUCGGAUCCGACGGCAAACCCCUAUUUGAGAGUUUAGGCAUCACUGGUAGACUCAAGAUGGUGGCCCUAGCCAUUUUCGCGGUGCUGGCAACGAUAGAGUCGAUGUUCUGGGUUUCUAUGCUGUGGAAUAAGUAUGGCUGGAGAGAGGAGAAUUAGGUAUAUUUUUCGACAAUUCCACACUUUGUAAUAUAUAUACUCCGCUGUGGUGGGGACAUUGUUCAUCGCAUACAAAUCAACUAUAUAAC
Messenger RNA from Pseudogymnoascus verrucosus, 603 nucleotides. RefSeq lists its product as uncharacterized. The coding region runs from base 89 to 514 and encodes 141 amino acids. NCBI's taxonomy places the organism in Eukaryota, Fungi, Ascomycota, Leotiomycetes, Thelebolales, Thelebolaceae. The transcript has 2 exons. The record is from RefSeq and is a predicted model, not a curated record.